AUGUUGUUUUCAACGGAAAAUCACAGUAAAUUUAAGGUAUAUAACUACUUAAUCAAAUACUAUCUUUAGUUGACUAGUUUGGAUGAUUUGAGGAUACAAAAAAGAAACGCUGUUUUGAUGGCAGAUGAUGUCCUAUAUGUCUAUGGCUAGACUAAUAACAAUCUAGGUGCAUAUGAGCCAAUUGAUAACAACAAUCCAUUGGAAAUAAAGGGUCAAUAAACGAUUCGAUACUUUCUUAAGGAAAUGGAUUACAAGCAUCUAGAAUGUAUAAUUUUGACUCAUCAGAUAGAUCAAUAAUUUGAUCUCGUUCAAGUAGUGAAUAAAGAGUGGGCUAAUUCCCUUGGCUUUAGCCUAAAAGUGAAGAGGCCUGCAAAAAUUAAUAAAGAUAGCUCAAAGACUCUGAGGCUUUACUGCUCUCAUCACAAUAGUAAAUAUACCAGGGAGGAUAUUGAAAUGAUUGAAAAUGAAAGUGGACUCAAAGAAGAAUCGUGUUUCUUUGGGCUUACAUUUAGAUAUAUACCUCAGAAUAACAUCUGGAUGCUUUAUGAAAUAUUUGAUAAGCAUAAAAUGUACCACUCCCACCCAUUUUUCUACAGUUUCUCAAAUGAAGCACUAUUUUCAGCCAGAUAAGUAUAGUAAGACUAAACUCAAAAUGAAAUGACUGAUAUUAGUGCAGUUGAUCAGAAUCUAAGCCAAGGACUUGAAAUUAUUGGUCAUAAGGAGAAUCCAGAUUAAAACCUGACUAAGAAAUAUUAUUAGAUCUAUAGAACAAUCCUUGAGAAGAUGUCAAGCAUGAACUCUCUGCUAUAAUAAAAAGCAAGUGGCUAAAUGAUACCAACAAGAAAAGGAACUUUCCUAGACGGUAAAUAUACCUCAUAAGUAGAUAUGAACUCAAAAAGGAAAAAAAGAAUGAAAUCAUAGAGCAAGACCGAAGAAAAUAAUGGCAAGCAAAGGAAAGUUUAAGAUUUCAGAGUACUUGUCGAAAAACUUGUUGAGUUAAAAACUGCUGAUCCGAACUCUUUAGAUUAUAAUACAACUAGGCAUCCUGAAUGCUAGGCAAGGAUUAUAAAUUUGUAUUACCAAACUAAAGAAAUGAAGCAAAAUUACGAAUUCUACUAGGAUUUUGUAUUCAUAAACAAAAGACUCUGUAAAACUCGCUUCAAAAGGAAUAUUAUUCUGUUCUCUGGAGUCAAUUUCGAAGGAAAGACCCUGAUAUUUGGAGUAGCGCUUAUCAAGGAAGAUGAUAUAGAAAGCUACCAAUUUGCAGUUCAAAGUUUCUUGAAUUCAAUUGAAAGUAAAGAACCUCAAGUUAUCAUAAUUGAAAGGUAGUCUAUGAUGAAGAAUGCAAUUGAGCCUAUUUUGAAGCAAUCCUCCAUCAAAUUGCUUUAUUGUUACCAGCAUCUAUACAAGUCUCUAAAAUUCCAAAUAAGAAAUAUGACUUAUAACAAACCAUUUAAUGAAUCUAUCAGAAAUAUCUUGUUAAGAGUUGAGAAGUUACCUAAACUCGAAAAUCAAAACCUUGUCGAAAAGGAAAUUCUAGAAUGCAUGAAGCUGUCUGAGACUAUUAAGAACGAAUGUGCUGAGAUCAAUAUAAUCGUGAAUAAACUUAAUCAAGAACGAAAGUAUUGGUGCAAAUAUUUGACAAUAAAAGAAUUUACAGCAGGCACUAAUGUCUAUUAAAGAGUUGAGUUUAUGAAACUCUGGCUAUCAAAGCAUUUGUUGAAAAGAGAGUCUAACCUUGAAAAGACUAUAAAUCUGAUUAUUGACUUCAGCUGGAUUGAUAGAAUUCAUAAUGCUCAAUAAAAGUAGUUACUUUCUACCUAAAACAAUGUUUAUAAGCAGUUGGGGGCAAAUCAUGAUAAAGAAGAUAAAAAUCAAGAAAUUGAAAGAAUAACAUAUGAGGAAUUCAGAAUAACUAAGUCUUAGAUCAUAGACAGAGAGCCGAUUCUGAGUGAAUAUAUACUAAAAAAUUUAUCCUUAAAUGCCUAUGAAAGAUGCAAAUAUUCUAUUGGUCAAGGUCUUAAAUAUUUGAGAAUAAUAAAGGAAGAUAAAGGCUUUAAUAAGCGGUGCUAACUAUUCAUAGUAAAUCAUGUUAAUCCAAAUUAAAAUAAAGAAAAUUUAGAGGCUAAUGAUAGAAAGCUUUAAAAGAUUAAGGUAUUUGAUGAGUUUGCCUUUUGCACAUGCUUUGAAAGAUUUAAUACUGGUCUUCCUUGCUAACAUGAAUUUCUAAUCGCUUUAAAACGACAUAAGAAACUACUGUUCUCUGAACGUUGGUUUAAAGGCUAUGAGGAUCAAGUAAAGAAAAACAAGCAGGUAGUCCAAAAGUUAAUAAAAUAAAAUCGAUAUGAGUAGCAGUAUGUAUUCAAAUAAAUGACAUUAAAUGAUUCGAAGUCUAAAGAUAUUUAUGACUGUAUAAAGGAAGAAGAUAUUAGAAUUGACAUGAAAAAAGACAGACUAGAAAAUUUUGGUGAAGAGACUUGGCUUGGGAAAUCCUGGUUAUUUAAUGAAGGCUGUAGAAUCUAUUAAAACGACUCUAAGAGAGCCUGCUAUACUGAACUUAAUGAGAAUGAUGUGGCAAACGUAGAAUUUGUUAAUCAAGAUGAAUCGAAUGCACUUAGAUCUAGAUAGAUAAUGUCAUUUUAAAAGCUCAUUAAUAUUGACUCGAAAAAGAAGAGAGGAAGACCAGCUGGUUCAGCAAAUUAUUAUGAGAAGCCAGAUAAGGCUUAUUCAGAGCUACAAAGCGUUUAAAAAGCAAGAAAUGUCACAUCGUUUUUCAAAGAUACUCCUAUAAAUCCUGCUGGUUGUCAUGAUAAUAUUCAAUAAUUAUAAGAAGAGCAGCCCGUUAUAAAUCCUAAGAUCCUGUAAACGAAACAAAUAGAGGAGAAACAGCAAAGAAGUCAGACUUAAACCAGAUAAGAAUAGUAAAUAUCCAGAAACAUUAUUCCAAUGGAUAGUGCCAAGCGUUUGCUUGAGUAUAGUUAUGAUAGCUCUCAUCAUAAGCUGACUCCUUCCGAAGUUCUUCGAUCCUCGCUUAGGAGAACUAAUGAAAAUUUCAGUAUCACAAAACGUAGAGAAGAUGUUAGAUUAAACCUUGAUUCUAGCAGGAUAAGUGCAUAAAAAUGCUCAUUGAUGAUACCAUCAGGUUCUUAUGCUUAGAAUAGUCAACUGGGCGUAGUAUACGCAGCACCGAUUAAACAGCCUCAAAGUUUUCCAUAAUAAAAUUUACAGUAGCAAUAAAAUCAUUAAAAUAACAAUAGCCAAUUGAAUCAAAGCAUAAAUAACCAAAAUCAAUUGAGUUUAAAUUAGCAGCUAUAGCAGAGUAAUCAAAAGUAUCUUGGUCGGUCUUACAGUAAUAAUCUAAUGCAGAAAAAAGUCUAGUUAACAAACUCACUACUUGCCUAAGGUUAAGGGAUUACAGGCUUAAUAGCUCCUUAAAGCUUUGGCUAAUUUACAAAGCCUAAUCAAAUGAUGGGUAAUUCUGGAAAUUAACAAGGGAUUAACCAUCUGAAUAAUAAUGGAAAGAAAAUUAUCAAAUGA
Messenger RNA from Stylonychia lemnae, 3537 nucleotides. The record is from the annotation of a GenBank genome assembly. NCBI's taxonomy places the organism in Eukaryota, Ciliophora, Spirotrichea, Sporadotrichida, Oxytrichidae.